GCCGUUCACAAUUUCCAAUCCGCGACAGCUCAUUGAACGAAAUGAGUCAGAAGUGCGGUCGCAAACAACGGUACGCGUUUGACAAUAACGAAAAACGCGGAAGCAAACGCGGUGCGAAAUGUGGGUGAGAACAAAAAGAAAUUACAAAUUACAUAGUCGCACUUACACCGUUUAGAGGUCAGGCGGUGUGAAAAUUUUCACGUAACUGUACGAGACAAAAGGUUAGACACCGAUUAAGGGGGGAGAAAAUAUAUAAUUUAGUCUUAUAUUGAUGUGGCGGUCGCAUUCAAAAAAUCUGCGGCGCGCGAUUCUGUCAGAUUCGCGAGAUUGCAACGGCGCGUAAAGAUUCGGUGUGUUGCUAUAUCGUGUCCUGGAAGAAUUUCGGUGUUUCUCAGACGUUUGGAAAAAUAUCUUAUAAUAUAGACGUAUGAAGAUAUGUGAGACACCAUCCACGGCACUUAAAACAUCGAAACUCUCAAUUCCAUCUAAGUACAAUUAAAAGUUACAAGUGAGCUUCCAAGAUGGACAGCAACACGACUGGAACCAACUCCGUGAUCUCGGCAGCACUUCCGUCUUCUAACAACGAUCUUAUCAUUGCCAAGGUGGUGGCCAUGCUGGUGUUAGGCCUGUCUUCCUUCGCCCUAGGCGUACUACCCAGCAGACUGACCAAGCUGAUGAAGAUGAACACAGCCAUGGACGGCGAUAAGAACUUCAUCAUCUCACUCUUCCUUUGCUUUGGAGGAGGGGUAUUGCUGUUCACCACGUUCAUCCAUCUUCAGCCUGAGGUCAGGGAGGCGUUUGGGUUCCUGCAGGCUAAUGGCGCUGUGCCUAGUAUGUCCAUUCCUAUUUCGGAGCUAGUGUUUUGUGCUGGCUUUUUCUUCGUGUAUCUGGUGGAAGAGGCAGUCCACCUGAUGCUGGAAAGGAAAGGAGAUCACGAACAUGACGCUCUACAACGCUCUCUAUCGGUGAGGAGGUACUCCACCAAAGAGGAACCAACCAAGUCGCUGCCAACCCCCAUCAAAGGCGAAAAUGUUGAGAAGGGAGCGGUUAAUAAUAACAAUCAUCAACAUGAUGGUCAAGGAGGCCACUCCCACCUAGCGACGUCGAUCAAAGGAAGCCUUAGCGGCCUGCUGGCAGUCCUAGCUCUCUCCUUCCACGCAGUCUUCGAGGGACUCGCGGUAGGCCUUGAAACUGGAGUCAAGAAGGUGUGGUACUUGUUCGCAGCCAUCGCCACGCACAAAUUAGUCAUCGCCUUCUGCGUGGGCGUUGAGCUGGUCACGUCAAGGACGAGGCCUGCCUUGCUGAUACUCUACAUCGGGACCUUCGCCAUCGUUACGCCUCUUGGUAUCUGCAUCGGUCUGAUCCUAAGCAGUCGCUCAGGAGCGGGAGACGCCUCAGGAGCGGGUGACGUGGUCGCGGUGUGCUUGCAAGCCAUGGCUGCCGGCACUUUGCUCUACGUUGUGUUCUUCGAGGUGUUGGCCAGAGAAAGGGGAAACAGCCACAACGGCAUGUGUCAAUUGGUAGCCAUCUGCGCUGGAUUCGCCACCAUGUUCGUCAUACAGACGCUGUUGGGUCACGAUCACGACCACAGCAACGGCGCCGGAAGUUCCGGAUCACAUCACAGCCAUAGUCACAGUCACGAUCACAACCACUAUACAAUAGACGGAAUCACAAACAGCCCGCACGUCCACGAUCACUAGAUGACAAUCAUUGAUUGAUUGAUCAAAACUGAAACGGUCUCCUCUCUCACUCAUCGACAAGCAUCCGUGAAGCCAUGAAGAUUGGAACUUCAUGUGGAAACCAUGAUCAGGAAAUUUACUUCGAUUAGUGUUCGGAUCUUUGUGGAAGUGUAUAGGAAUGGACGAUGUUUUAAGACAAUUCGUUGAUGGAAUUUGUUUUAUGUUAGUGGUGCUCGAAAUUUUCUGAAACCGGCAGGUUGCUAUUUGGAAGAUCCGUGUUUGACAUUACGUAAGGACAAAUGAGGCUUACUCUGUCACGGCUCCAGAAAAUCUUACAAAAUCUCAAGAGACUACGUAUAAUUCAGUUUUUCUAGCUUUAUUUUUGGUUUUAGCCCUUUUCCGGUAAACAUUACCUAGAUUAUUUUAAAAAACGUGGAAAAUGACUUUUCGGUAUUUCGGUAGAAAUACCGAAAAACCGGUAAGUUCGGCAACAUUGCGUUCGACAUAACAAACCAUCCAAAAUGGUGCCAAAGCCAAACAAAAGUAUCCCAUUGAUUUUUAGACCUAAAAUGUUAAAAGAAUGUGUCUAUGGACAUAACAAACUUCAAAACUUCAGUUUAUUUGGGAGAAAACGUUACCUAUAGAAAACAAAAAUUUAUCUAUGCCCAAAAAAAUCAGAUGAUUGACACAGAAUUACAUAGAAAAGUGCAUAAAAUUAUGUUUUUUGUCAAUUUAUUUCCAAUUACCAACAGGCUCAUUAUUUAUUUAUGUGACGCCCCAGGCUUUAUCUUUUGUGUUUUAUUUAUUUAUCAGAUGCUAUUUUUUACAGUGUGCAAAAAUGAUGAAUGAAUAUUUGAAUUAUUUGAAUAUUAACUGGUACCAAAACGAAAAGAGGGUAGCAUAACACGUACGCCACUGCCAGCGCAGGUACCUUUGAAUCGACUAAGUCGGUGCGCUGAUCUCGUUAUUAACAGUGGCGUACCAUAUGUUUUGCUAAUCUCUUCCGUUUCGGUACCUGACUAUAAGAUUUGAAACAUCUCACCCUCGUGUAUAUAGUUUAACUUGGGCUAAAUGAAAUUUUUACAGAUACGUUUUCAACUGCUAUCACACACAGAUAUGUCCACAAUUCCGUAAUCCUCCGAUGCUCUCAAAUACAAUGCAACUCAUUCCUCAAAAUCAGAUGGAUAUGAGCGGCAGAUUAAUAAAAAACCGAGCCUUUCAAUCCGUAGCUCCUUUCAUUCUACCUGAAGAUAAUCAACUACAUACCGUACUCCUGUAUCCAAAAAGGGAGCUGAAAGAUACUAGCGCCAUCUAUGAGAGAGUAGUAGAGAACAAAAGAGAAUUAAAGAACUACUUUGAAAACAGUUACUAUUUGGUUUUAUUACUGUCUCAAAUGGUGAUAGGAUCUUCAAUCCUCUUCCUGAUGUCUAUUUUAGUUGGGUAUUUUCAGACAUUGCUAAACGUAUUCUACUUGAAGAUACCCAUUUAAAAUAGAUACUAGAAAGGCCAAAAAGGAGCUGGAGAUCGUAUCGCCAUCUAUGAGACAGUGGCAGAACCAGACACUUUUUCAAAGUUCAUUCUUGCGGCAUUAGUAUCUUUCAGCUUCCUUCUUGGACGCCGAAAUACAUUACAUGGUUGGCUAACCAUAGAUAGCUCUUCAGGUACAAUGGUAGCACUGAGGCACACCAAAUGGCAUACGUGGAUCUUUCAAAUAAAAAAUAAAUUCGUUACACAAUAGCGGAAUGAGCGAUAAAAUCUUUUUACAUGUAAUUCUGAUUCGCAUGGCAAAGCUGCCACAUUAUGCGGAUGCUGUAAAGUUUUAGUUUAUAAAACUCGUUUUCUAGUUUUUAAGACACAUUAUACAUACAUUAUUUACAUAUGCUAUUUUUUUAAAUAAAGUGAUAAUUUUUGUUAUA
This is a messenger RNA of Acanthoscelides obtectus, 3595 nucleotides long. The record is from the annotation of a GenBank genome assembly. Lineage: Eukaryota; Metazoa; Arthropoda; Insecta; Coleoptera; Chrysomelidae.